UCCUGCAGCUGCCAAAGGAGCCUCUGCGCCGUCGGAGGGCGUGCUGCUGGCGGUGGCACGGCGGAGAGGGCUCGCCCCGGCUCUUGGAGGGCGGCAGCAGGAUUUGCCGAUCAGCUGCUGCAAGGUGAUAGUGUAUUUGUGCUGUCUCGUAGUGUUGUUGGAAAGCAGGGGAAAAGAUUGGAGAUGCACCCCUGCUCUUGUUGGGUUAAAGAUUUUUUCCAUACAUACCUGCUGCAUUGCUGUUUUAAUACCAAGCGAUUCAUCAUCUGCUUGAAUCCAAAUGGAAAAGUAUGAGAUCCUUGGGCUGGUGGGAGAAGGAAGCUAUGGAAUGGUGAUGAAAUGCCGGAACAAGGAGAACGGCAGAGUCGUUGCGGUCAAGAAGUUUUUGGAAAGCGAGGAUGACAAAAUGGUUAAAAAAAUCGCCAUGAGAGAAAUCAAGCUUCUCAAGCAAUUAAGGCAUGAGAACUUGGUGAACCUGCUGGAAGUCUGUAAGAAGAAGAAACGAUGGUACCUGGUGUUUGAAUUCGUGGACCACACAGUCCUUGAUGAUCUCGAGAUGUUUCCAAAUGGCCUGGAUUACAAUAGAGUUCGGAAAUACUUAUUUCAGAUUAUAAAGGCGAUAGGAUUUUGCCAUGGUCAUAAUAUCAUACACCGAGAUAUUAAACCUGAGAAUAUAUUGGUCUCCUAUUCUGGAAUUAUCAAACUCUGCGAUUUUGGAUUUGCUCGAACCCUGGCAGCCCCUGGCGAAGCUUACACAGAUUACGUGGCAACGCGAUGGUAUCGUGCUCCCGAGCUGCUGGUUGGAGAUAUCAAAUAUGGCAAGGCUGUUGAUGUGUGGGCCAUUGGCUGCCUGGUAACAGAAAUGCUUACUGGAGAGCCUCUUUUCCCCGGAGACUCGGAUAUUGACCAGUUGUACCAUAUUAUGAAAUGUUUGGGUAACUUGAUCCCAAGGCACCAAGAUUUGUUCUACAAAAACCCUCUUUUUGCUGGAGUGAGGUUGCCUGAAGUCAAGGAACUCGAACCUCUUGAAAAACGAUAUCCCAAACUCUCUGUUGCCGUCAUAGAAUUUGCUAAGCAAUGUCUGCAGACUGAUCCGGACAAAAGGCCAUCCUGUACUGAGCUGUUACAGUGUGAUCUGUUCAACAAAGAUUCCUUCACUGAAAGGUUCGCUCAGGAACUUAAAGCAAAGAUCCAGAAGGAAAGAGACCACCCUUUGCCCAAGAAAUCGAAAAUAAGCAGGAAAGACAAAGAUGAUUCCGGUGACGAAAAGAAAACGCUUGUUAUCCAGGACUUCGGCGUGGAACCCAAGCUGAGAGACUCCAAGCUGUUCAGAAUGAAGUUGUCCAAGGUUGACCCCGAGAAAUUGGACAGAUCUUCAAAUGCGAGUUUCCUGUAUGAGAGUGGAGCUGGGCAGGUCAAGGCGAUUCCUUCAACAACUUUGAAAGAUUCCAGUAGCAGCCUGGAUUAUGUGAAAAAUCCCGGGACGGUGAUCCCUCCCAUUACACAGAAUUAUUCCACCAUAUCCUCCAGCAUCAGUGGAAACCCUGGCUUGGGUUCAAAACUGGGAAUGCAUAAUUACAGGAUUGAUGAGAAGUCUAAAAGAUACCUCAACCCUUUCAUAAAGCAAGGGAAAAAAUCACCAGUGGGACACUAUAGCAUCAACUUGACAGCAUCGGUCUCGAAUGAAAACAACGUGCUUCAGACAAACAAGAAAAGAUGGGAGUUUUCCAAAACAGAUGUACGUUUGCCAGAGCUUAACUACGGCUAUCUCCCCGAACUCAAAGGUGUGGACGCUCGGAAUUCCAGAUUUCUGAAGAAAGAAAACAAAAUGGUUUCCGAGUCUCGCAUGCCGUCUCUCGCCACAAUAGAUCUUCAGAACCCGAGCCUCACCCUGCACCAGGUAUCUGGAAUAUCUCUGCAAGACGCUUCAGAAGCCACUUUCCCCAGAGUAGAGCAUUAACGUCAAGUGAGACGGAAGGGUCUCGAUCCUGCAAGUGUCUGCAGUGCUUCUACACCCCUGUUGCCUUUUGGGAAGUGCGGAAUCCCUUUGAGGAGGAUAUACAUGGGAGCAGGGGUGGGGCGUGUGUUUUCACCACAUUCUAGGUAAUGGCAGCAAAAGGAAACAAAGAUUCCCAGUUUCUUUACAGUUGCCAAGGUGCUACAAGACUACAGCUCCCUUUAAAGUAUAAUGUAUAUAAGACGUCAUGAAUUAUUUCAGUGAGUCUGGGGAAAACGAUACCAGUCAUGGCAGAGUCAGGCUUUUAAGAGUUUUAAGCCCAGUGUCUUUUUCCAGAAGAGGUCUGGGAGCAACGUAGCUAUUUUUUCAGAAUCCUAGUACAAAUGUGAAGCGCUUCAGUACUUGAACGACUCCCUAGAACUCGUUAACACUUUCUCCAGGAAAGAAUCUUUCAUCACAUGCAAAUAUUGUCAAGUGAGACGUGGAAAUGUGUGUUUGUAAACUGCUGAGCAUGAUGUGCUGGGCAGAGGUUUCCUGCCCCAACUCCCUCACGGGUGUCUGCUUUUGUGUUUUGCAAACGUGUGUUUCUUGCUUGGUGGAGCUUUCCAUUCUAUAAUCCCACUGCAUAUACAGUGGUACCUCGACUUACGAAUUUAAUCCGUUCCGAAGGCGCCUUCGUAGGUCGAAAUACUCGUAAGUCGAAAGACGCCAUUGGAAACGCGAUUUCCCAUAGGAAUACAUGGGAAACGGAAAAAUUCGUAAGUCGGAAAAUCCCUUUCUAAAACCACCGCGGUUUCCUUUCGGAUGUCGAGACAUUCGUAAGCGCGCAGCCAUUAUCCCCAUUCGUAAGUCGAAAAAUUUGGUUGUCGAGUCGUUCGUAAGUCGAGGUACCACUGUACAGCAAACUCCCUUUCUGUAUAAUGUGCAGAUCAAAGCCCUAAGAACUCAGUAAUAUUAAAACGGCCUUUGCAAAUUCCUCUUUCAUCUUACGAGAAAUGAAUAUUUCAUACCUGCAGUAUAGCUAUAGUCAUCCGUGAGGCCAAUAGUACAGGAGUAGCUUUGUCAGAAACAGCUUCCAUGAUGCUGCAAUGUUAGGUAAUAUAGUUUUUGCAAUCUCUAAAGGAAAGAAAGCAUUUCAACUGUUGUCAAUGCUGACUUGCGCGUGUGGUGGCUACAAAACAGAUUACCUGUACUUCCAAGCAGUUCUCCUCUGGUCCCCACUAACCAUAAUAAGAUGUGUAUACAGCGUUGCUGCUCAGAUUGUAAGAGUACCUGAAAUCUUCUGUAGCAGUUCUGUAUACGUACAUCUAUGUUUCCUGGUAGGAUUGCAUAGAUUAAACUCAACAAAAACAUCAUAUCACUUCUUGUCGACUUCUUAGAAGUUAUGGAGUUGCCCUUGUUCCUCAUUUCCCCCUUCAUUCAUCCUAGGCUUGUAGCUCAAGCAUGAUGACUAUUUUCUCCUGGCCCUGAUAUUUUUCUUAUGGAUAUUUUUGUGUAAAUUGAAAUAAAUGCCAUUCGUGUGCACACAAUCCAGCCAUAUACAGUGGUACCUCGGUUUAAGUACUCAAUUUGUUCCAGGGAGCCAUUCGCUCCCCGAAAAGUACUUAAACCAAGCACCAUUUCCACGUGUGUGCAGAGCGCUUCUGCACAUGCCUGAACCGCGCAGAUCACCUCUGCUCAUGCGUGUGCUGCGCAGAUCGAUUCUGCACGCACCGCAGAACCCGGACAUAAACACUUCCAGGUCCGCAGAGUACUUAAACCGAAAGUACUCAAACCGGAGUGUUCUCAAACCGAGGUAUGACUGUAGAGGGAAUUGUGCACAUUUCCUGGUCAGUAUGCAUAAUCUUCCAACAUGCCUUUUCUUAAUAGCAGCAUGGGGGUGGGGAGAUAUUUCCAUCAGAAUUGUGAAAGGGGAGGGAAGGUUUAGAACUGGCAUCCCCAAACUUCGGCCCUCCAGAUGUUUUGGAGUACAAUUCCCAUCAUCCCUGACCACUGGUCCUGUUAGCUAGGGAUCAUGGGAGUUGUAGGCCAAAACAUCUGGAGGGCCGCAGUUUGGGGAUGCCUGGUUUAGAAGCUGUGCUGAAAAGAGAGCUGGACUUUCGGGGGGGGGUUAAUAUUUAGCUGGAGCCCCACCCCUCCUUGUUGCUCAGUGGAAGGGUACGAUUGUAAGAGUGUAAGAUUAGACAGGGGGCCAGAUUACACACCAAAUUACACUUCAGGGUGCAGAUUACACACUUCUGAACAAGAGAGGUAGGGUGGAAAGGCAUUUUGUUAUUUAUUAUUAUUAUUUAUUAUUGAAUUUCUAUACCACGCUUCAUCUGAGGAUCACAGCGGCGGUUUACAAUAUAAAAACACAAAAAUAGGUAGCAGUAGCAAGCAAAAAAAAUACCCCCCGCCAUAAUUUUAAAGGCCAUAGAUUGGCUAAGGCCUGGGAGAAGAGGGAUGUUUCUGCCUAGCGCCUAAAGAUAUGUGACGAAGACAACAGCUCAGCGACCUCGGGGAGAGUAUUCCACAAGCGGGGGAGCCACUGCAGAAAAGGCCCGUUCUCAUGUUGCAACCCUCCAGACCUCUCGAGGAGGCACACGAAGGGCCUCAGAGGAUGAUCUCAGGGUCUGGGUAGGUUCAUAUGGGGAGAGGCGAUCCUUGAGGUAUGCCAGGUUUGAGCCUUUUAAGGCUUUAUAGCUCAUGCUUCUUGGAGACCCUGCAUGCUGACUGGAUAAUGUGUUUAUAUUUCAGCGAAUGCGCAAAACGCAUUUGAGAUAUUCACUUCCCCCAAAGCCUGUUAGAGAUUAUGCAUGAUGGCUGAAGAACAUAUGAAAAUUCAGUUGAUUAUACUGUAUGCACAUUUCCCAAGGCCUGUUGGAGAUUAUGUAUUAUUGACCAGGAAAUGUGCAGAGCUCCCCCUUUAUGGCUGGAUUGUGUGCACAUUCUCCUUGAGUUCUGGUGAAUGUAUACCCCCCCCCCGCCCCAUCCCAUCCCAUCCCGGAUAAUGUGAAUUGACAAGAGGCCUUUCUAAAGAGCUUAUCUGAGAAACCUCAUCCAAGAAGUUGGAAAACUCUUGUCUGUAAAUAAUCUGUAUCUGCAAGUGCUUUGCUUUGUAGCUCACCCUUCUUUGCACAUUUGCAAGCUCUGGGCACUGUUGACGUUUUAAGUGUAUAGAUAUGUGACGCUAUAAAGCACUGUGUACAUUGGUGGGACAACACUAACAGAACAUGUAGCAUUUUAUAUCUACAACACAGAUUUAAACUGGUUUGAUAGUGACUCCUUCUCGCCACCAGAUAUUGGGAACUGGAAUUCUUUAGAGAGAAUUCUCAACGCUGUCCACACGCUGCAGUUCCCAGGUUCUUUGGGGGAAGCCAUGACAGCUAAACUGGUAUAAAACCAAUACAUUUUUACAGUACAGAAAUGUCAUUUGUGUUUCCUGUUGGAGUGAUCUGGUCUCCACUUUUAAGAGAAACACAAAAACACGUGGAUCAUAUUGCUAUGCAGUCAAGUCAUCAGGCAAUGCAGAUAAUGAGGGCAGCUUUAAAUGAGCAAGCUGUGUUUUAUUUUCUAAAGCUUCUUGGGAUCUUAAACAUGGAUGCCGCUUGCUCGACUACUUUCAAGGCAGCAAAUUUGGAAAAAUAAAAUCGUACCUCAUUUGUUCUCAGUAUUACAUUGUUAACAGUAUGCUCCCAACUGUUAUAUUGAAAAGAUAGGAUGAAAAUAACAUUUUAAAAUAAUAAACAAGGACUAUCGUGGUGCAGCCAAGUCAUAAACCCAGCUUUCUUAACAUAAUUGCUGCAAAUACCGCCCUGCCUCCUGAUUGGCCGCUCUUGGUAGAAUUGAAACAAAUAUGCUUGGCAGGGGGUUGAACUGGAUGGCCCUUGUGGUCUCUUCCAACUCCAUGAUUCUAUGGCUUGGGUUAGCUGACCGGAAAGCUCAUAUCACCACACAAUAUGUCCCUUGUUCCAUAUUUCUGCUACUUUAUUUUGUCCUCUUAGAGCAGGCAUCCCCAAACUGUGGCCCUCCAGAUGUUUUGGACAACAGUUCCCAUCUUCCCCGACCACUGGUACUGUUAGCUAGGGAUCAUGGGAGUUGUAGGCCAAAACAUCUGGAGGGCCGCAGUUUGGGGGUGCCGGUCUUAGAGUAAUUGUCUCCGUUAACAAAUUCACUUUUCCUUGCAAAUCUUGAACGAUCUACGAAUCUGCAGCAGCAUUUGGUUUUAUAAAGUAACUUUGAUCUCUGUGUCAGUGUCCAUAGGCUUUUCCCACCAAGAACUAUUGUUUUGCUAUAAUGGGCAUUCCUUCAGACGUGACAGGGAAAUUUGAAUAAUGCAUGUCGAGGUUUGUUUAUUAGGCAUAUUGCAAGAAUGGUACCCAGAGUGCCAGCGUGGUUGAUAAUUAUGCUGGUUGAAUGCAAUUGCUUUACCAAAAGUAAGGGUUGCACAAGUUGCAUGUUCAACAUGUGACCAACAUUUUAAUCAACAAUUUGCACUCAUAAGCAAUGCUUUUUUUCCUGGGAAAAAAUGUUUAGGGGUACUCUCAUUUUCCUGCUCAUAUUGAAAUACAGUGGUACCUCGGUUUAUGAACACAAUUGGUUCCGGAAGUCUGUUCAUAAACUGAAGCGUUCAUAAACUGAAGCGAACUUUCCCAUUGAAAGUAAUGGAAAGUGGAUUAAUCCGUUCCAGACAGUCCGCAGAGUACUUAAACUGAAGCGUUCAUAAACUGAAGCAAACUUUCCCAUUGAAAGUAAUGGAAAGUGGAUUAAUCCGUUCCAGAAGGGUCCGCGGAGUACUUAAACUGAAAUGUUCAUAAACUGAAGCAUGGGUGUAAUUGGUUCCGGAAGUCUGUUCAUAAACUGAAGAGUUCAUAAACUGAAGCGAACUUUCCCAUUGAAAGUAAUGGAAAAUGAAUUAAUCCGUUCCAGAUGGGUCCGCGGCGUUCAUAAACCGAAAAUUCAUAAACCGAGGUGUUCAUAAACCGAGGUUCCACUGUACUGCCCCUCAAUGAGGCCAAACUUAGAUUCACAAAAUGUUUAGGGGUAUGCGUACCCCUGCGUACCCCCAGAGAAAAAAACCACUGCUCAUAAGUAUCAGCAGCCCGUUUUUUGGAAGAAAGUGGACUUGGGGGCAAGUCACUCUUAGCCUAGCCUGCUUUGUCAAAAGUGUGGUGAUGUGAAGGUAAGACGAACCCUGCUCAGUGGGUUUAAGCUAAAUGUGAACACAGAACAGCAGCCCAAACCACGAUUGUACAUCAAGACCCUGCCUCUCCUCUCACCCUCCCAAACAGUAGCCAAUAAUAUGGACUAGGGCAGGAAAAUCAAGCAAUUAUGCUGGGUAUAAUUAGAGAUGGGGUUGAAGUAUGAGCAAGGACUCGAGUAUGACAAAGGUUUGGGUCAAUAUUUUAGGAGCUGAAAUAGAAGGGGGAACCAUUGCUCCUGAAUCUCUAAACAUUCCAAGUUAGCAGUGGGCAAGAACAAGUAGGAGAAAUUAAUGGAGUCCAGGGCCGUCUUACCCAUAGGCGCUAGGGGUGCGGGGCACCUGGGCGCCAGGCUCUCAGGGGCGCCAUGCCGAAAGUCCGGGACCCAAGUGAUGAGUCUGGGGAAGACUCAAGAGUUUAGCUCCAUGGUGGGCUCUUUUGCAGGCAGCUCUGCGCCUCAAGCUGAGGCAGCCAGCUAGCUCUGCCCUCCUGCAUGCCUGGGACUGGGCAACAGGGGGGGGGGCAGAUCUUUGUACCCUGGCACCGCCUAUGCUUAAGAUAGCCCUGAUUGAGUCUGUAUGGAAACUACACCUAGGGAAACUAGAAUGAUGAAAAAAUGGGGGCUAAAUAAUGUUUGGGGUGGAUAAAGAGCUGCUGUAGUAGGACUAGGACGACUGAUGCCACAAAAACCCCGUUCAUAUCCCACCUCUGACAUGAACUCGCUAGAUCGUUUGAGGCAAACCACUCAGCUUCCAUCCGCAAUAUGGGGUAAUAAUAAUGAACUACUUAGUAGGAUUGUAACCAGAUUAUUUGUGCAAUGCUAAGAACAAAUAGAGGCAAAUGCUAAGUACUAGCAUGUUUCCUACCUUCUAGGAAGUGUUAUCUUCAGUCCUUCCCCCUUUAACUGACACGAGCUAUUGCCUCUUACUUUGGAAAACAUUUCUCGCUGGUCUAUUAAAAUCGGUGUAUAUUUUUAAAUGCAGUCUCCUAUCACAGGGACGUUUUUAUACUUAAUUUUGUUUCCAGGUUGUUGUUGUUGUUUUUUAAAAUUACUGAUGGCAACAUGCUUUUUACAUGUGCUGGAUGUUUGUUUUUGAUGCUGCCGUUACAGCUUAUAGCUAAUAAAAUCAAUACUAUUUGUGCCAGAAAUACUCUGCCUUCCUUGUGGAGUGGGAGGAAACUUCCUUUGCCAGGUGAAACGUCUGUCAGGAAUUCAUGGUGAAACCUUCAGUAUAUUCUGUUUAACUCCUUUGUGGAUUGUAAGAUGUGCUUAUUCUACACCUGAACCCUCUCCAGGGUGACAAGAAAUAGCAUCAUCUUUAUACAAAUAUAUACCUCUCCCCUCAAAAGUGUUACCACAAAAAUACCAUUUUGAUUUCAAUGCUUGCUUAAUAACCUGUAAUUUCUGAGCGCUGUGGCUUUGCAAUGUUCAGACAUGUACAUCUCAUUCUUGUAAAUAAAAGCCUUAAUCAAA
Messenger RNA from Zootoca vivipara (common lizard), 8611 nucleotides. It is a transcript of the gene CDKL2, whose product is annotated as cyclin dependent kinase like 2. Gene Ontology annotation, cellular component: nucleus. Gene Ontology annotation, molecular function: protein serine/threonine kinase activity; ATP binding. The record is from RefSeq and is a predicted model, not a curated record. Gene Ontology annotation, biological process: protein phosphorylation. NCBI's taxonomy places the organism in Eukaryota, Metazoa, Chordata, Lepidosauria, Squamata, Lacertidae.